GCUGAUCGGCUACAAGUUAUUAGUCUGCUCGGGACGGUGCAGACUCCCACUCUGUUUCCUCGUCUGUAGCCCUUUGCGCUAGCCAUCCUGUAUGGUGGAUAUUCUACUCCAAUCUUCUUUCUUGGGUGAUAUGGGGGAUCAUUCAAAAAAGAAGCCCGGAAUCGCCAUGUGUGUAGGCUGUGGAAGUCAAAUCCAUGACCAGUACAUCCUGAGAGUCUCCCCGGACCUGGAGUGGCACGCAGCCUGUCUCAAGUGUGCGGAAUGCAGUCAGUACCUGGAUGAGACGUGCACUUGCUUUGUCCGAGAUGGCAAAACAUAUUGCAAACGAGAUUACGUAAGAUUAUUCGGGAUCAAAUGUGCAAAAUGUAACAUCGGGUUCUGCAGCAGUGACCUAGUGAUGAGGGCCCGGGAAAACGUCUAUCACAUGGAGUGUUUUAGGUGUUCGGUCUGUAGCAGACAUCUCCUUCCUGGAGACGAGUUUUCUCUGCGGGAAGAGGAGCUCCUUUGCCGGGCAGACCACGGUCUACUGAUGGAGCGUGCCUCAGCAGGAAGUCCCAUUAGCCCGGGAAAUAUACACUCGAGCAGGUCAAUACACAUGUCAGAACCCGUGCCAGUGCGACAGCCACCGCAUCGGAACCACGUGCAUAAGCAGUCCGAAAAAACCACUCGCGUGCGGACGGUAUUGAACGAGAAGCAGCUGCACACACUUCGGACGUGUUACAACGCAAACCCCAGGCCGGACGCGCUAAUGAAAGAGCAACUCGUGGAAAUGACGGGCCUCAGUCCACGAGUCAUUCGAGUAUGGUUCCAAAACAAACGUUGCAAAGACAAGAAGAGGUCAAUGCUCAUGAAGCAGCUGCAACAGCAACAACACAGCGAUAAAACUAAUCUUCAAGGACUAACAGGGACACCUCUGGUGGCAGGAAGUCCGAUUAGGCAUGACAACACAGUCCAGGGAAAUCCUGUAGAGGUUCAGACGUAUCAGCCACCCUGGAAAGCCUUAAGCGAAUUUGCCUUACAGAGCGACCUGGAUCAACCCGCAUUCCAACAGCUGGUGUCGUUUUCUGAGUCGGGCUCCCUCGGUAACUCUUCGGGUAGCGAUGUGACUUCUCUGUCAUCGCAGUUACCCGACACCCCCAACAGCAUGGUGUCUAGUCCCGUGGAGACGUGAGGGCCGACGGAAACUGCCCCCUGCCGCCCCAGCAUGUUCCCGAGUGCCCUGCAUGAACACGGAUCACCUCACAGCCUCCGUCGGAGACAAGGGAUUACCUGCAAAUACAGUAACAAUGGAUUUAACUGAAGAAACGGUUUGCCAAACGGAGGAACCUGUCCGAGCGACAGUUUCGAGACGUAUUACAGAACUUUUUUUUUUUUUUUUCACACAAGAUAGGCCUACAUGGAUCCGAGCGAAACCAAUGUCCCAAGGAAUAUGAACAAGUUGAACCACUGUCAACAUUUUUUUUUAAAUAAUAGUGUCUUACCAGUAUUCAUUCAAGGUUAACAUUAUGUACGCUUAUCGACACGUGAUAUUUCCCUAAUUCAUUGAGACAAGAAAAACCACAUUUGUCUUAAUGCGCAUGAUCUCCGAAGAUGAUGUAUAAAAGUGAUAUGUAAAAUAUUUUAUCUUUACGGAUGGAGGACAGAUUGUUUGAACCUCUCGAGAAAAAAGUAAGUUAUUGUUAUUUAUUGUCAGGACAACCGUCCUUUGCAAGAAUUUAGAAAGUAUCUUAAUAAACUAUGUUAAGUGUU
Electrophorus electricus (electric eel) is the source of this 1749-nucleotide messenger RNA. It is a transcript of the gene isl2a, whose product is annotated as ISL LIM homeobox 2a. Gene Ontology annotation, cellular component: nucleus. The record is from RefSeq and is a predicted model, not a curated record. Gene Ontology annotation, biological process: neuron fate specification; axonogenesis; positive regulation of transcription by RNA polymerase II. Gene Ontology annotation, molecular function: DNA-binding transcription factor activity, RNA polymerase II-specific; cis-regulatory region sequence-specific DNA binding. Lineage: Eukaryota; Metazoa; Chordata; Actinopteri; Gymnotiformes; Gymnotidae.